UCUUCUGUAUUGAUACUAGAAGCUGCUGCAGCCGCUUUCUCUUAUUUAUUAAAAUUGUUCUCGAAAUUUUAUUGAUGGAAGAUACGGAAAUUAGGGGAGCACCUUCUGUAAUUGAUCGAUAUUUUACAAAGUGGUAUAAAACAGAUCUGAAGGGCAAACCAUGCGAGGACCACUGUGUUCUGCAGCAUUCCAACAGAAUUUGUGUGAUCACACUUGCAGAAACGCACCCGCUCCUACAAAAAGGGAAGGCCAUAAAGAGCAUCAGCUAUCAAAUCAGCUCCGCAUGCAGUCGCCUUGAGAACAAAGUGUCUGGGAAAUCCAAACGAGGUGGCCAGUUCCUCACAGAGCUUGCACCACUGUGCAGAAUAACAAGCACAGAUGGAGAGGAAUUUACCAUUUUUAGCUGUGUUAGAGGCCGUCUUUUGGAAGUCAAUGCAGACAUUCUAACAAGGCCAAACCUUUUACUUGAAAAGCCAUCUACCGAAGGUUACAUCGCCAUCAUUCUCCCAAAAUUUGAGGAAAGUAAGAGUAUAACAGAAGGCCUUCUCACCAGAACAGAGUAUGAAGAUGUGGUCUCCAAACGAGCUGCAAUGAAGGAUCUUCUGUGAUAGACACAGCGCAUUAAGGCAUUUCCAUCCUGUGGUAUGAGAACAUUGUUAAAUUCUGUGACAAGUGUGUGGAUAUGAAAUAGUCAAUUUUGGUUCAAGCUGAUUAAAAUCAAAAUUUAUUGUUUACACAAAUGAUACACCAAGCCAUAUAUUAUUUAUGAAAAUAAUAUACAUUUAAUUUUUUGAUGUAAAUUUAUUCAAAUGUCAAAAGGGUUAAUGGUCCAAAAAUAUUUUCCACUACCACCCAUUACCUGAUCAUUUUUCUUCAUUCAGCUUUACAUUCUAAAAAUAGUUGUAAAUUCUCAACAUUGACUCACUGUGAGCUUUAGUACCUAGAAUUAGUAAUUUAUGUAUCAAAACACAGAAUGUCGUAAUAUCAAUGCAUGAACUGGAGGUCCAGCAUGCACAGUAGGUUUUAACAGGACACAAGGAAUGGACAACGAACAGUUAGCGCUACAUUUGUGCUUGACCAAUACAGUGUUCAAUCAUUUUGUGUAGACAGGGAGCAUAUAUUUUUGAAAAUAUAAUGAAUGACGUAUCAUUACUAAAUAUAGAACUAGUACUAAAAGUAAUUAUACAGCUUUUUCCUGUCUUCCUCUUCCAAGUCUUUUCAGGAUUUGGAAGUUAAAUGUUACGGGAGGGGAAAAGUACCUUCUUACUGGGUAUUAAAAUCUGAGCGACAACCGUAAGACAAUCAUGAGCCUUCUGGGCCUUCAAAUGUUUCAUGCCCGAUUCCUGGUGUCACUGCAAUUAUCAUUAGAAGUUUCACUACUGAAACAGUGCAAGGAGAAUUAGGUUUACCUCAUUAGCAGAAAACAAACUGAUGUAACUGCAUGUGUGUGUGCAAGCCUAUUUGACAAUCUUCUUGAUCUUAUGAAUUUUUGUGCUCAAGCACAAUCUGUUCGUAUAAAGCAUGCAUUUCUUGUAUCUUAUAUUUUUACUGCACUUUGGAUCAUGGCAGGGACUGAGAAACCACUACUGGUACAUCACAAUGCAGUGUACUGAUGCAUGGGAGGGAGGCAGAGCCAAGUGGCACA
Scleropages formosus (Asian bonytongue) is the source of this 1645-nucleotide messenger RNA. RefSeq names its product actin binding transcription modulator (gene abitram). Gene Ontology annotation, biological process: regulation of actin filament polymerization; regulation of filopodium assembly; dendrite morphogenesis. Gene Ontology annotation, molecular function: actin monomer binding; actin filament binding. The transcript is spliced from 7 exons. Bases 75 to 608 code for a protein of 177 amino acids. Gene Ontology annotation, cellular component: nucleus; filopodium tip; dendrite. Lineage: Eukaryota; Metazoa; Chordata; Actinopteri; Osteoglossiformes; Osteoglossidae. The record is from RefSeq and is a predicted model, not a curated record.